Molecule: messenger RNA, 6618 nt
Organism: Neospora caninum
Lineage: Eukaryota; Apicomplexa; Conoidasida; Eucoccidiorida; Sarcocystidae
Product: LOC398742 protein, related
Exons: 19
Coding region: 1-6618 (2205 amino acids)
Biological process (GO): meiotic chromosome condensation; mitotic chromosome condensation
Cellular component (GO): condensed chromosome, centromeric region
Molecular function (GO): histone binding
Source: RefSeq, a predicted model, not a curated record
AUGGCUGCUGCAACUGAAGCUACUUCGUCGUCUCCUUUCCUCUCUGAGGAGAAGCAGCUACCGCUGCAUUUCCCUCCGCUUCUGUCCCCCGCUACAACGUACUCUGCUGCAGUGUCUUCUGUGAUUUCCCUCUGUCUUCCAAAUAGACCCGACUUUUGUCGCUUUCUUCUGUCUCCCUCCCCUCGCCAUGGCGGUUCUCCCAGGAAGAGCCGAGAGGCGGAAUCACGAGUCUCUUCAAGUUACGAGCCGCAUGAAGGACAGGCAGGUGGAGAACAAGAAGAGAAUGGAGACAGGGUAGGGCAGAGUGAGCAUCCCUUCCUUUCUGAAGCGGCAGACGCCCUUGCUUCACUGCCUUUCCUCCAAGCGGCCGCCCGUGCAGCGGCGCGCGCCAGCGGCCAGGACGUGGAACCCGCUGCUCUCUGCGAUGAGGAAGGGGACGAGGAAGACAAGGAGAGGGAGACAGGCAUACUCGAGGCGCGGAACCCGAGACGGGGACACCCGCGCCUCCAAAGCCUGCAACUCCUCUCAGACGUCUCUUUGCGACUUAUAGACGGCGAAGAAGAGGAAAUCGGCUUCUUCUGGAGUCGCCUCUCCGCAGCGGCUUCGCGAGCGAUCGCCACCGACACACCGCCUCUCUCCGGCACGCCGUCUGCUCUCUCCUCUCCCUUGUCUGCUUCGUCUGCUCCCGGCGUCAGCGACGUGCUGCGCGAAACCUUUCUGCUUCUGAUGCAAAGCGGAAAAGGCGAGGAAGGAGAACUCACCGCGCUCAUUUACCUGCGAAUGCUGCUGAGCCUCGAGGGACGGGAAGCGCUCCGUGCCUGCAUGCGCGGGAUCCUGGAAGGCGCCGCGAAAAAAGGCGACGGACUCUGUCCCUCUCACAGACGCUUCUGCCUGCAGCUGCCGCGCCUCUUCCUCGCACGCGCGAACGACCUGAGGAAUCUCCACUUCUCUUCGUCCUCUCCGGCGCGUCCUUUCCUCGUGCUUCCUCUCUACGAAGGCGGGCCAGUCGUCGAUCUCGUCGCAGCCGCCACAAGCGACAUCUUCUCGCUUCUUCUUCCUCUCCUUCUUCACCCUCCCUCAUCCUGUGCUUCUCUCGCCUCUUCUUCGUCUUCUUCCCCUUCUUCCUCUUCAUCGUCCGCUUCUUCCUCGUCUUCGUCGCGUGAGGAGGCGUUCGAUAGUCAGAAGGAGACGACGCGUGCGGCGUGUCAGAUAAUCGAAGACGCGCCUCUCUUGCUCUUUCCGACGGUCCUUUGCGGCAGCAACCUUCUCACUUUCUGUCGCGAAAAGGAGAAAGAAACUUCGGGUUGGACAGAGCCCGACGAACGCAGUUCCCCAGCCGACGCUGAGCAUGAGGGGAGGGGAGAGCAGCCGCAACCCCCAGGCGACGACGAAGGAAAUCUCUCCUCUGGUGCUUCGACCGGCGACGGGAGUGACAGCCAAGCAGCGCGUCCUGACGGCGACGAGGCCCACGAAGGUGGAGAGACGAACACGCGUGGUGAAAAGGAAGCAGACGCGGUGCACGAAGUGGAGACGAGGAGGCUAGAUGCGAGUGACCCUGUCAUUUCCCUUCUCGGAUCGGUCUGUUACGCCUCGGCGCCUUCCGGGACCUCUGCGGCGUCGCCUGUCGUUUGGUCGCUUCUUCGCAUUCUUCGGACUUCUCUGGCCGAAGAAGGGAAGAUCCAACAAGAUCUUAGUUCUCCCGCGGCUUCACCCGACGAACUCCAAGGCAUCCAGCGGACACACAUGUUGCUACCCUCGCCCCAUCACCAAAUCCAGUCUUCCUCUUCUCCACUUUCUUGCUCUUCCUCUUCAUCAUCUUCAUCGUCUUCCUCUUCCUCUUGUUCGUCUUUGUCUUUGUGUACCUCGGCGUUUUUCGAUCGUUUCCUGUCGUCUGUGACGAUUCCUGCGCUGCGGAGCGACCGACCGUUUCACCGGCUCUUGGCCUUGGAGCUGUUGCAUGCACUGCUGGCGGCUGAGGAAAAGGAGCUGCGUUUCCGUUCGCAACUCGCGAGCGACUCUGGCGGCACACACGAAGAGGACGGAGACACCCGAGUCGACGGAAGUCGCAGGACGGAUGAACCGCCGCUGCUCUUGCUGCCUCUUUUUCUCCAGAAAGAAAAACGGAAAACAGCAGAGAAGCUGAUCGACGCCCUGCGGCGACGCGCAAAGGACGCGCAGUCGCUCCUCAGGAGUCGCGGCAUUGAGACACUGGGCCAGCUGAUUUCUCUCCUGGUGUUGGGCUGCACGACUCUGCCCCUGGCGUCUUUCUCUCAACAUUCUCUGGCUUUGCUUCUUCACCCUCCAUUCCUCUCGCGUCUCGUCGCCUCGUGCUUGGAGGACAGCCACAGUGUGAUCCGACAGGCGAUUCUCGCGUUUCUUCGUCGCCUGCUGCCGCUGCUGCUCUCCGCUGGCGUUCGCACCCACAGGCGCCUAGGGCCGUGGCUGACAGAUCACUUUUUCGCGUUCUUCGCCGCAGAUGGGGGACCGUCACGUUCCCCGGUUGCCUCGACGCGCCUCCGCGAAACGGCAGCGCCGCAGAGAAACUCGAUUGUGUUUCACCUCCGUCAACUGCUCUGUCCGCCUCUCGGGUCGGCGUCGCGCGCCCGGUCUUCUCCCGGUGCGUCGCUGCAUUCGCCUGCCUCCGCCCUGUGCCUCCCUGCGUCACUCCUCUUCGUCUUCCCCCUCGCGGCGAUCGCGGCGCGGUGUACAGACAGCAGCCUGUUGGUGAGGCGCCAAGCUGUUAGCACUUGCCACGAGUGGGCGACUUGUCUGCUUCGGGUUUUCGCGGCUGCGUCGCUCUCGGCGCGGAGCCGAACGAAGCUCCUUGGAGUCACGGCAUUUGACCCAAACCUGCGCGUCGGAAAAAGCCAAGAAGGGGAAGCGGCACCGACUCCCGCGACGCCAAUUUCGUGCACGAGGUGUACAGAUACCGGAGGCUCGGCGUCCCUCGCACUGCCGCCCAGUGGCGAGCCUUCGACUAGCGACGCGCCGCACGCUCUCGCACCUGUGCAGCCUUCGGGAACUUCGCAGUCCGUCUCUGAAACAGCGAGCGACGCAGAAGCAAGCUGUUCGUGCGCCUCCUCUUCUCCCGGUUGUGGAAGGGCGGUUGCACAGGAGAUGUUGCGAAUCUUGGAUUUCUGCCAAGGCGAAAUUUCGCGCGUUUGGCGUCAGAGCGUCCUGGCGCAAGUCGCUGGGGACGAAGAGGAGGCAGUGCGAGAGAGGGCCAGCGAGGCGGUCGCCUCUCUUCUUCUCUCUGCGCCUGCGACGGAGAGACAGGCGGAUUGCCGGGGUUUGGAGCGCGGCUCGAAGCGACGACGCUCCGACUCGGAAGGCGCCGCGCGAGGAGGAAGAACGAAAAGGGCUGCGGCGCAGGAAGGACAGGAUCGCGAAGGACCGCGCACAGGAUCUCCGUGCGGCAGCGCUCGCGCGCUUCUCGAACGGGGCGGUUCUUCUGCAAGCCUGGCGGAGGCGGGUGAAGACGUGGAAACAGGCGAUGCAUGCGGAGACAGUCGCAGAAAAGAAGGAUCAGUGGAAGACGACGAAGGAAGAGAGCAAGAAGAACGAAACGCAAGAGGGGAAGACGAACUUCGUCUAGCAACAGAUGAAGGCGAGGGGGCGUCUCCAUGGUUCGACGAAGACGAAGUUUGGAGAGAACCGACUCCUUGGCAGAUGGCCCAAGAGAUGCUGCGAGGCUCUUCCGAGGAAGAACUCGAAGACAUUCUUCAUUUCUACAUGGGCUACCUCCAGAAGCACUGUCUAGACAGCUUGCGGCAAGCAGGCCGCGGCUCUCUUCCUCCGACCCUCCUCCUCGCCGUGCAAGCCAUGCUUAUGCACCGAGUUUCGGGAACUUCUGCGUCGCCUUCCCUUCCUCUCUCGUCUCGCGCGUCUUCUCCCGUCAAGCAUCUUCGCGGUGGCGCCUCCUCCGAAUCGUCUCCCCGGCGGGCACAGAUAAGCGACAGCCGCGCCUCCGCACGCGCAGUACUCGCGCUUUGGCUUCGAAUAUACGGCGAAGGAGGGAAAAGAGAAGUGGACGGAGAGAGAGAGGCAGCCGGCAAUCGCGACAGAGAGGAUAGGGGCCGACUAAAGCGUGGAGCUGACGGCUCAGAUGCAGGAGACAGCGACAGCGAAGAAAACGAUAGUUUCAAGGAGCGAGAAGGAAAAGACGCGCGAGAGCAAGCAAGCGAGUGUCUUACUGCGAGCGUCGCACGUCGAUUGUUCGUUCUUCUUGAAGCAUCUGUCCCGCAUUUGGAAGAAGAUGAGAAGAAGCAGGCGGGGACGCGACUCCUUCAAAUGCUUCGCCAUUUCAGGCUUCCUGCGUCGCUCGUCCCUGCAGCGGUCUCUGCAUGCUUCGCCCUGCAGCGGGAGACUCGCGAGGCGCGAGACGCCGACGAAACCGCCGACGCCGCCGAAGCGCAAACUCCAGAAAGGCAGGCGAGUGGCGAGUGCGAAGCGGUCGAAGCAUCAAGCGCCGAGCAAGAGGGAGUCGCCAGCAGCCACGGAGCGAAACAACACACACAGGUCACGCCGCAAACAAAGGAAGGAGAGAAUGGACACAGCCUGCGAGCCGUCGCUGGGGACGCGCGCGCACAGCGAGACACUUUGCGAGCGGUUCCCUGGAUCGACAACGUUCUCAGGCGCGUGGAAACGGUCCUCAGCCGCCGCCUUGUUCCGCCUUCGCCCCGGCAUGCCUCGGGUUUCACUUCCAUUGCUUCCGCUCGACCUGCCCCAGACGCUGACGCGAAUCGCGAGGCACGCGAAGACACCGACGCAGAGAAGGAGAACAGAGAAAGCCGAGAAAGCCAAGAGGCAGAGACUCUGAGGACGCCUGCUCAUGCGGAGGUCUCGCCUCUGACAAAUGCGUGCAUGCGCGCAGAGCGAGAACUUGACGUCAUCGGCAGGUGUAUCGUGACAGCCGGCGAGCUCGCCCUUCUCCGAGACGUCUCGGCUUCUUCGCUUCCUGCGCUGCUGCAUGGGAUUGUCGAAGAUCGCCUCUGUGUGGUUCUCCCCCGUGGACCCGACAAGGGACGCGCCGAAAAGACUGGCGAGGCCGACAGAGCACGGCCGCCUCAAAGCCAGCUGGGUGAUUCCUCGUCUCUCGCGCUGGCCCCUCUCCCUCCAGCGGAGUCGUCUUCUCUUUCUUCUCUGUCUUCUCCUUCGUCUCUGUCUUCUCUUUCUUCAGCUUUUCCUUCCGUUCUCGCGCCUACGCUCCGCGUUCGCGCACUAGCCGUCCAAGCUCUGGGGAAGGUCGCUCUAUCCCGCGUCGGACUGCCUUCCAGACCCGCGGUCGAUUCCUCAGCUUCUUCUUCCCUGGCAGUGGGCGGCGCAGCAGCAGCGACUGGACACGGACAGGACGGAAGAGCCUCUCACCGCAGCGCUUCCCUUUCCACUCGCAGCCUCGAUGGCGGCAAGCAGAAAGGCGGCGACGAGGGGGGAGUUCUCCAGACGCUUUCGGCGCUUCUCAGUGAACAGGAACACCCGAUUCUUCGCAUCGGCGCUCUCGCAGUCAUUUCCGACUUGAUUCAAAGACAGUCUGGCAUCGCCGAUCGCUCGCUCCCUCGCAUUGUCGCUGCGCUAGCGUCCUCGAGAGCCCGCGACAGCGCCACUGCGCGAACCGCAAAAGACGAAGCAGAGGACAGGGAGGAAAACGAGGAACUUCUCGUCCCGCUGCGGAAAGUCGCCUUCACCUGUCUCGCGACGCUCGUCUCGGAAGAAUUCGUCAAGUUCAAUGGUCACGCCGUCCACGGAAUGGUCUACGCACUAGGCGAUCCUCACCCUGAGAUUCGCAGUGUAGCAGAGGCUGUCUUCCUCCGCGUCAUUCUUCCCCGUUAUGAAUCGAAGCUGCCGAUCCUCUUCGUCGAGUGUCUCAUCGCCUUCAAUGGCUUCUACACACAUCCGGCCUUUGCUGGAAAAGCGACGCUCCGUGCUCUCUGCUGCCGGAGCGACAGGGAGAGAAAAGCGAGCAUCUAUCGCUUUGUCUUGGACCGUGUCUCGUCGCUUACCAAGUACCGGAUCCAGCAGCGCCUCGUUUCCUCCGUGCUUGCCGCGUGGAUCGACGAUCAGCCGCAGUGUCUUUCUUCCUCCGUUUUUUCGGCGUCUUCUUUGCCACUGCCUGUGCGCUUCGAAGAGGCUGACGGUGCGCUGCUGUCCGACGCGUUGCGUCUUCUCGCGUGUUCGUCUCUGCGCGUGAGAAUCAAGAAGUCCGACAAACGUCUAGGGGUAGCCGACGAGGAGAACGACGGGGAGGAAGGCGACGCGCCUGUGGAAGGAAAGAAGAAAGGCACAAAGGGGAAACGGAAACAGACACUCGAAGGCCAGGGUUCGUCCAUGGUCGGACUCCUCGACUUGAUGGUCAAAAAGGUGUUGCAAACAGAGGUGAUCCCAGUGCUCCGGUCCUUGGAUGUUUUGAUGAGGGCCAAACUGUCUCCAUUCCAAGAGGAACUCCUCACUGCGUUCUGCGAGAUUCUGCGCGACUACUGGGACGACCUCGAGGAAAUGGUUGGCGAAGCGAGUCUCGCGAAAGAGCUGCGUCACUUUGCACAAACGCGGAUGUUGGAUGUUUCGUUUCGACAGCAGAGGCCUGCGCACGAUGUCGCAGCUACUGAAAACAGCGGAAACUAG